AUGCGAUUCUUUUCAUCUCGACAGCGGCAACCGCUCAGCCUGGCGUUGCUCACUUUGCUCGGCUUGUUCACAUUCAGCCUCCCCGAGGUACGGGCAGAAGAUGCCUUGAACCGUACAAGGAUGUUGUACACAUCGUCGGCAUCGUAUUGUUCCGCACCUCAGGUGCUUCUGGUGAACACAGUCAAUCUGACUCUCUUUCCGGAUAAUUCGACACUGGAGAUUGCUCUCUCCGCUGGAUCAGUAGAGAGCGACGUCAACGUCACCAUUGGCGUAGAUGUGAUAGCGUACAGCAAGUCCCUCCUCAGCUUCUCGCUCGAUCUCUGUUCAGUCGCGGGGGGGGGCGGUGAAUAUCCCCUCCCUGCAUCGAUUUUGAGCGGGGUGCCAGAUAUCGCAUAUGCUGUGCCCGAUCUAGAGGCAGUUGCGACCUUGACGUUGACUAGCUCGACGGGCGAAGAAGUCGGCUGUAUCCAGAUCACUUUGUCAAACGGCAAUACAAUGGAGCAAGAGCCUGCAAAGUGGGCACUGGUAGGACUUUCCUUCCUUGCUCUCAUCAGCUCUCUGCUUCACUCUAUCAUCGCUCAGUCCGUCGGCGCAGCCCAAUGGAGGGUGGUCGACGUCUUCAUGACCAUCCAGCACGUUGCCAUCACUGCUCUCGUCAGCGUGAGCUUCCCGCAAGCCUUUGUCAGCUUUGCCGAGAACUUCGCCUGGUCAAUCGGUAUCGUCAAACUCGGCGGUCUUCAGUCCUCGUUGACUUCGACCCGGGUAGCUACCGGCGGAAGCGAUACAGCGGUACUGGGUUCAGCUCUCACCGCUCAACUUGGAAGGGACACAUCGGUCUGGCUCGACUCACAGGCUUCUUCCUCCGGCUCUACAUUGGACUUCAUCAACAGCUUGGCUAUGAACCUCGUUGGGGCCUCCGCGGACUUCACACCAGUCGACCAGUCUGAGCUGUCCGUUCUGACAGCUAACACGUCUCACUUCCAGGCUGUGUCUCCGUAUCCUGGCAUGGGAUACUGGAAGCGUGCUGCAGCUCUGUAUGCUCCCAACACCGGUCCCGGAGGAUACACAGUGACACAAACCACCACUGGUACCCUUCCGCUCAUCAGCAACAACAGUGAUACUGCUGUUGGCGGUCUCGUAGUUCUCACAGGCCGAGCUGGCGUCCCCUCCAACAAUGCGUUUAUGACGUUCCUGGUGUCGAUGUGGAUCUUCAUCGGUAUCAUCCUGGCAGCCAUCGGCGUCACCCUCCUCCUCGUAGCUCUCUUCCGCCUGCUCACAAAGAACAGCGAGAACACUACAGCGCAUUGGUCUAGGCGUGUUACCAGGCCCUCCGAGGUGGGAUAUCUCGUGGCGGCGUUCAUGGGUCGAGCUCUGCUUGUCAUCUUCCCUGUCUUCUGCAUCUUCGCCUUCUACCAAUGGCGCAAUGGCGACUCGUGGGUACCGGACUUCUUGGCGGCGAUCUUCAUGGUCUUCCUCCUGGUAGCGAUUGCGGUCUUCUUUGUGCCAUUGUUCAAGAAUGCCCGGCGCACCUCUUCGAAGUCUCUUUAUUAUGAGAGUACACCACCGGUCCUUGCGAACAGGGCGACGAAGCGAUGGGGGCACAUGUCUCAUCCUUAUCGUCCCCGCUUCUUCUGGUUUGCCCUAGCUUUCCUGUUCAUGGGCCUGGCCCGGGCUUGCUUCAUCGGCUUUGCCCAGGGCCAUGGCUUCGCUCAAUCUGUAGGCCUCUUGGUGCUGGAGGUCCUCUUCUUCUUGGUCCUCUGCGUCUUCCGAGUUGGCAGAGACAAGAAGAGCGACGCCGUCUUCAUCGUCCUGGCCAUCUUCCGUAUUGCCAGCUGGGCAGUAUGUGUUGCCCUGACGACCCGUGCAGGCUUGACCUACAUCCCACGGGUCAUUGUAGGCUUCGUAAUGGUCGUGGUGACUGGCCUUCCCGUCAUCUACGUCUUCAUCUUCUUGGUCGUCAUGGACCUCAUCUCGCCCUUCCGACAAAGGCGGGAGGACCUUGAGCCUCAGGGCAACAUGCAGGAGAAGGCUCGAGGCAGCUCCGAGGGCGAGCGUACAUACGAGACUGAAGGAGGUGGUCAGUCGACAUUCCCAGAGACGACGCCGCACUCGGAGUCAUCGGCUUCUGGAGAGACGAGCAUGGACCCCAGCCCUCCCCAGGCAAGCGUCGCUCCUACAGCUUUCAGCACAGCUGUCAAUGCAGGCGGAAGCGAAGCAGCACCCAGAGCCGAGGAGAGAAGGAGUGAAGUCGCUUAG
Microstroma glucosiphilum is the source of this 2256-nucleotide messenger RNA. RefSeq names its product TRP-domain-containing protein. The record is from RefSeq and is a predicted model, not a curated record. Lineage: Eukaryota; Fungi; Basidiomycota; Exobasidiomycetes; Microstromatales; Microstromataceae. Gene Ontology annotation, biological process: transmembrane transport; fungal-type cell wall biogenesis. The coding region runs from base 1 to 2256 and encodes 751 amino acids. The transcript has 5 exons.